AUGACGGUGAGUUAUGGGUUGAUGCUGGAUGCUGUUGGUGUUGUUAAUAUACUUCCUAUUUGUGGUUUUCUUGGUUUGGGGUUACUUGGGAAACAGGUUCAUGGUUUCGGUGUUAGAACUGGAUUGGUUGAUGAUGUCUUUGUUGGAAAUGCUUUGGUUGAUAUGUAUGCAAAAUGUGGGAAAAUGGCGGAUGCUAAUAAGGUUUUUGAGAGGAUGGGAUUUAAGGAUGUUGUUACUUAG
This is a messenger RNA of Lathyrus sativus (Indian pea), 240 nucleotides long. The record is from the annotation of a GenBank genome assembly. NCBI's taxonomy places the organism in Eukaryota, Viridiplantae, Streptophyta, Magnoliopsida, Fabales, Fabaceae.